This is a messenger RNA of Malania oleifera, 1325 nucleotides long. RefSeq names its product 3-dehydrosphinganine reductase TSC10A. The record is from RefSeq and is a predicted model, not a curated record. Gene Ontology annotation, cellular component: endoplasmic reticulum membrane. Lineage: Eukaryota; Viridiplantae; Streptophyta; Magnoliopsida; Santalales; Ximeniaceae. The transcript has 4 exons. Gene Ontology annotation, biological process: sphingolipid biosynthetic process. The coding region runs from base 65 to 1036 and encodes 323 amino acids. Gene Ontology annotation, molecular function: 3-dehydrosphinganine reductase activity.
UCAUCGUUGUCCUCCUCGCGGGGAGCUUUCCACUUUCCAGCCAUUUGUCUCCGAAGCUCCAUCCAUGGUAAACCUCGCGUAUCUCUCCCUCCUCGUCCUCGUUCUUCCUCUCUUUCUACUCUUCUGCCUUGCCCUACUAGUUCGACCCCGUCGCGUCAAUAUCCCGAUCAAAGGCCGCCAUGUCUUCAUUACCGGUGGAUCGAGCGGCAUAGGCCUCGCCCUGGCGCACCGAGCCGCAUUAGAGGGCGCGCGCGUCUCCAUAUUGGCUCGCAACCUCGAGAAGCUUGAGGAGGCGCGGCAGUUCAUCCGCCUCGCCACGGGCAUCGACGUCAGCGUCUUCGCCGCCGACGUGCGCGACUUCGAAGCCCUCCGGCGAGUGGUGCAGCAGGCGGGUCCCAUAGACGUUCUGAUUUGCAAUCAAGGAGUGUUUGUGGCUCUAGAGUUGGAGAGGCAGGAUUUGGAUGAGGUGAAGUUCAUGAUAGAUGUGAAUUUGAUGGGGACUUUCAAUUUGAUCAAAGCUGUUUUGCCCGGGAUGAAGAAUCGGAGGGAACGUGGACCUGCUUCGAUUGCUCUCAUGUCGUCGCAGGCGGGGCAGGUGGGUAUAUAUGGUUACGCUGCUUAUUCAGCCAGUAAAUUUGGCCUUAGGGGUCUGGCAGAAGCAUUGCAACAGGAGGUCAUUAUGGACAACAUCCAUGUCUCACUCAUAUUCCCUCCAGACACCGAAACUCCUGGUUUCUUGGAAGAGAACAAGAGAAAACCACAGCUCACCAGUAUCAUAGCAGGUUCCUCUGGAGCAAUGAAAGCUGAUGAGGUUGCCAAGAAAGCUUUGGAUGGCAUCAAAGCUUGUAGUUUUAUUGUCCCCUGCAAUUUUGAGGGAUUUUUGCUGUCCAUAGCGACUGCUGGUCUAUCCCCUCAAAGAUCAUUUGGGAUGGCAUUUGUUGAGGUGGUUGCUGCUGGUAUAACACGUUUUGCAGCUCUAGUUUUCCAAUGGGUGUGGUAUGGAAGUAUAGCAAAGUGGCAAGCACAGAAGACUUAGGAUGCAUGAGCUCUGCUCUUGGUUCUCUUAGAAGUUUCUCAAAGGCUUAUCUUGGACUUCUAAAGCAGCUCUCCCCAGUGGCUCUUGUGUACUUGAACCAUAGAGGAUAUUUCUUGCCUUAUUAGACAGAUUUUGCUUUAGAACUUGUAAUGAAUUUUUCUUGGUAGAUUUGUAAUAAUUUUAGGAAAUUAAAGAGUGUAAUUUUUAUGGCAAAUAUUAAAUUUUGAUAUUAUUCUUGAUCGACAAAUUCAAAAAUAAAUGAAUAUGUUUUUUUUGGAUUUAAAAAAAA